Molecule: messenger RNA, 922 nt
Organism: Corylus avellana
Lineage: Eukaryota; Viridiplantae; Streptophyta; Magnoliopsida; Fagales; Betulaceae
Gene: NAC084
Product: NAC domain containing protein 84
Biological process (GO): regulation of DNA-templated transcription
Molecular function (GO): DNA binding
Source: RefSeq, a predicted model, not a curated record
CCCAACCUAGAACUACAAGCCCACACCACACCACACGUCUGUCUCUCUGUCUACCUUUCCUUUUGGAUUCUCUCUCUCUCUCUCUCUCUCUCACACAUUAAUUUGUUUUACAACAUAUAUUCCAACGUUGGUUGAAAUUGGUUGAGAAGGUGGGAAGAUGGAGAAACCCGGCUGUGUCAUCAAUGGAGGGAUCAAGCUGCCCAUUGGCUACCGCUUCCAUCCCACCGAUGAAGAGCUUCUGGUUCACUACUUGAAGCGCAAGGUCUUGGCUUUGCCAUUGCCCGCUUUAGUCAUUCCUGAGUUCGACGUUUUCCAGACCCAUCCUUGGGGCUUGCCAGGUGAUUUGAAGGAAAAGAGGUACUUCUUUAGAAUUAGAAAGAGGAGUGGUAGUGAGGAUAAGAGCAAGUGCAAGAGAGCUGCUGGUUCUGGUUACUGGAAGCGUGUUGGGAAAGAGAAGCAAAUAUUAGCUUCUGAGAGCAACCAAGCACUUGGGAUAAGGACAACUCUAGUUUUCUCCGAGAGGAAAUGCUCCAAUGGAAGUAAAACAAGAUGGGUCAUGCACGAAUACCGUCUUCCCUACUCCACCCUGCAGGUGUCUGGGAUGGAAAUGGAAGAUUGGGUUGUCUAUAGUGUAUUUCAAAGAAAGACAAGCCCUGCAAAACAAAGGUUCAUUUCUCAUCAGCGCUCUAACACCAAGAAAACUAGGAGAUUGGAAAUGGAGGUGAUUGCUCCAAUGGAAGACAGCUCUGAUUUGGGCCCUCCUCAACCUAAUUGUUCAUCAUGUUCGAGUGAAAUCACUGAGGUCUCUUCUAAUGGGUUAGAUCAGGAAGAAACAAGCUCCCCCAAUAUUUGGUUUUCUUCAUUUUCAUGUAUGAGACAGCCUUAAUUAAAUUUAAAACCACCUCGUAAUUUGAGACUUGAA